GAGUAAAAAAAAAAAAAAAAAAAAAAAAAAAAAGUGCUUGUGUGUGGGGGUUUCUAGGACCCGAACCUCACGAUCGGAUCUGAUCCGAUCACGGCCCACCGCGGGGCUGUGAGAGAAAGUUGACCAGCGUGGCGGCUUUCUCCGCGUCCGGCCGUGGUGUCUGUCUGUCCGUCCGCGCUCCGACACAACCGGGGUGGGAGAUCCAGCCGCACUGCCGGGUCGCGUGGGUCAGGGCUCUUGCCCCACCCUUCCACGGGGACACGAAGGUUACAAAAUAAAUCAUGACUGAAUCUGCAUCUAGCACAAGUGGUCAAGAGUUUGAUGUGUUUAGUGUUAUGGACUGGAAGGAUGGAGUUGGUACCCUACCAGGAAGUGAUUUAAAGUUUCGAGUAAAUGAGUUUGGAGCUUUGGAAGUGAUCACAGACGAAAGCGAGAUGGAAAGUGUCAAGAAAGCGACUGCCACUACCACGUGGAUGGUCCCAACUGCUCAGGACGCCCCGACCUCUCCCCUGAGCUCCAGGCCCGUAUUUCCACCUGCCUACUGGACAUCUCCACCUGGAUGUCCCACAGUCUUUUCGGAGAAGGCUGGGGUGCCUUUCAGGCUGAAGGAGCAAUCAAAAGCAGAUGGGCUUCAGUUUUGUGAGAACUGUUGUCAGUAUGGCAACGGAGAUGAGUGUCUUUCUGGAGGAAAAUAUUGCAGCCAGAAUUGUGCUCGGCAUGCCAAAGACAAAGAUCAGAAGGAAGAACGGGAUGGAGGCGAAGACAAUGACGAGGAAGAUCCUAAGUGUAGUCGGAAGAAAAAGCCAAAACUGUCUCUGAAGGCGGACUCCAAGGAAGAUGCAGAAGAGAGAGAUGAUGAAAUGGAGAACAAACAAGAUGGAAGGAUCCUGAGGGGUUCUCAGCGAGCCAGAAGGAAAAGACGUGGGGAUUCUGCCGUCUUAAAGCAGGGCUUGCCUCCUAAAGGCAAGAAGACUUGGUGCUGGGCUUCCUACCUGGAGGAGGAGAAAGCAGUGGCUGUGCCUACGAAGCUGUUCAAAGAGCACCAAUCCUUCCCAUACAACAAAAAUGGAUUCAAAGUGGGCAUGAAGCUAGAAGGCGUGGACCCUGACCACCAGGCCAUGUACUGCGUCCUUACUGUGGCUGAGGUUUGUGGCUAUAGGAUAAAGCUUCACUUUGACGGUUACUCUGAUUGCUAUGACUUCUGGGUAAAUGCAGAUGCUCUGGACAUUCACCCAGUAGGCUGGUGUGAGAAGACUGGGCACAAGCUCCGCCCUCCUAAAGGGUAUAAAGAAGAAGAAUUUAAUUGGCAGUCCUACCUUAAGACUUGCAAAGCCCAGGCUGCUCCCAAGUCAUUAUUUGAAAAUCAGAACAUAACAGUGAUCCCGUCAGGCUUUCGAGUUGGAAUGAAGCUCGAGGCUGCAGACAAAAAGAGCCCUUCUGUCAUCUGUGUUGCUACGGUAACAGAUAUGGUGGACAAUCGCUUCCUGGUACAUUUUGACAACUGGGAUGAGAGCUAUGACUAUUGGUGUGAAUCAAACAGUCCACACAUUCAUCCAGUUGGCUGGUGUAAAGAACAUAGAAGAACCCUGAUUACUCCACCAGGCUAUUCUCAUGUGAAACACUUUUCCUGGGAUAAAUAUUUAGAAGAAACCAAUUCUUUACCUGCUCCUGCCAGAGCUUUCAAAGUGAAACCCCCACAUGGAUUCCAGAAGAAAAUGAAGCUUGAAGCUGUGGACAAGAGAAACCCACUGUUCAUCAGAGUAGCCACUGUAGCCGACACGGAUGAUCACCGGAUAAAAGUUCACUUUGAUGGCUGGAGCAGUUGCUAUGACUACUGGAUUGAUGCAGACUCUCCAGAUAUUCACCCCGUGGGCUGGUGUUCCAAGACCGGGCACCCUCUUCAGGCUCCGCUAAGCCCUGCAGAAUUAAUGGAACCAUCAGAGACUGGGGGAUGUCCAACUCUAGGCUGCAGAGGGGUUGGUCAUUUUAAAAAAUCGAGAUACCUGGGCACUCAGAGUGGUGCCAACUGUCCCUACUCAGAAGUCAACUUGAGUAAGGAGCGCAUCUUCCCAGACCGCCUAAGUGGUGACACGUCUCCAUCUACUACUCCCUCGUUCCCAAGAAGUAAAAGGACGGACACCAACGAAAGCUCCUCGCCUCCUGAAACCAGGGAAAAGCAUGCCAACAACUUCAAAGAAGAUUCUGAAAAGAAAAAAGAAAAUGAAGUAAAGACACCAGCUGAAGCCAAAGUUGUUCGGGAAGAACCUACCCCUAGUGUACAGCAGAGUCAGCCACCCCAGCAGGUACCACAAGUACAGCAUGCUCAACCACCUCAGCAGGCCCAGAAGGCUCCACAGGCCCAGCAGGCCCAGCCGGCUCCACAGGCUCCACAGCCCCAGCAGGCUCAGCAGGCCCAGCAAGCUCCACAGGCUCAGCAGGCCCAGCAGCCUCAGCAGGCUCAGCAGCCCCAGCAGCCCCAGCAGGCUCAGCAGGCCCCAACAGCCCAACAGCCUCAGCAGGUUCAACAGGCUCAGCCCACCCAGCAGCAGGCUCAGACCCAGCAGGCCCAGCGGCGCUCAGCAGUAUUUCUCUCCUUUAAGCCCCCAAUUCCAUGUCUGCCCUUGCGCUGGGAGCAGCAGAGCAAGCUCCUUCCUACUGUCGCCGGCAUCCCAGCCAGCAGGGUUUCCAAAUGGAGCACAGACGAGGUGUCAGAAUUCAUUCAGAGCUUGCCUGGGUGUGAAGAACAUGGAAAGGUGUUUAAGGAUGAGCAAAUUGAUGGAGAAGCAUUUUUACUCAUGACCCAAACAGACAUUGUUAAAAUUAUGAGCAUUAAGCUGGGCCCAGCUCUCAAGAUUUUCAAUUCUAUUCUGAUGUUCAAAGCUGCGGAGAAGAAUUCCCACAAUGAACUGUGAAGACGGUGAAUUCUGGCACCAUCGGCUUCUGCUUUAUAGCUCAUUAUGUUCCUUCAAAGCACAAGGACAGCUCUAGCUCCUGAGUGAGAAGUCUUCAGAAUUCACAGGAGCAGCACUCCAGGGCUCCAUCUGUCCGUCCAGCUGCGUACGCAUUCUUAGGAAAUGCUUGAGCUUCUUACCAGCAACUGUCCAACAACAGUCACCUUUUGGUUCCGCUCACUGAGCUCAACUUACCUUUGUAAACUUACCUUUUUUGGAUGUGGGAGGAGGGUGGGGGAAGGGAGGCUUCAUUAUUUAUGGAUGGGGGCACAAUCAGAACUUUUGGCAUUUUGUAAACAUUGUCGGAGUCUCUUUCAUGUACACCUUCUUUUUUUUUUUUUUUUCAAAACUUUCAGAAACCUUUUUAUAUAACUGAAUAUCAACCUAAACCAAAUCCUUUGAACCUGGCUGGGUUUACCCUUGGACUGGUGUCAGUCAUGUUCGCCCUGUGCCAUAUUUGGAAUUGCAGCAUUAGCCAAGUGUAACGUUGUGAGUCACGAUAAUUGCCUAACUGUGUGUCAUCCUCUGUUGGGACUGAAGAAUUGUAAAUACAACCUUUCUUUGAAUCCACAUUUUUACUUUUGCACGUAUCAUGAAUUGUCAAAGGACUUUUCACCAGCAUCUUUACUAUUAUUAUUACCAAAAAAAAAAUGUAUAUAAAAGAGUGGAAUUGAAGAAUAAACUAUAUAAACCUACUUGGAUUUGAAGGAAGUAGCGUAUCUGGACAGAAUCAAUUUUGUACCUCGUGGUGCCCAUGUGUAUCCGGCAGUUGGCGUCAGAGGACUGUGCAGUUACACAUCCCAAGGGAUCUCGAUGAGGAAUUUGAUCUGUGAAGUUCUUGUGUGCAUCUCUGUAAAUGACGUGGAAGUAGCUGGUGCUGUACCGAAGAGGAUUCACUUGUUGCUGGAAACACUAAUCCUCCAAAAGCUCCCAUCUGUGCCACAGGUCCUCCAGGCCCAGAGGAUUUCCUCAGAGUGAGCUGAGAAGCAGAGCGAGCUCGGGACUGCACAGACCUGCUGUGACCCUCACAACCAGCAGACGCAGAAUUCGCCACGCUCACAGAUUGAGAAAGUGGUUCCCAAAGCCAUUAUUCGGGAACCUCUGAUGAUGAAAGAUUCCUUUUCCUAUGAAAUAUUUUGCCUUGAUUUCUAAGCAUCUGAAUGCACUUUAAAUGAGAGCCCAUGGUUAUUUAUAAACUCAUAGCUGGCAGUGUUUUGUUUGUAAGCGUGCACUUCUAAGGGGAAGGUAAAAUAUUUUGUCAGUCUUUGGAUGUACUUUCUAAUUCCACAAUUAGACAUUUACUCAAGGACUGAUUUAAAAAUAGAAAGUUUAGUAGCAUGCUGUCAGAACUCUGGGGGAAAGUCCCACCUCUUUCCAUGAACUCUUUAAUGUUUUUCUGAUGUAGGACUUCCUUUGAUGUGCCAUAGUUGGAGUCCUUUGCAUUUGUCAUGAUUCAAGGUAAACAGGGUCCGUGACAUCUGCAAUGUCCUCUUUCUUCAUUUCUCUGCAUGAAUCUGCUAAGUAAGCUUUUUAUUGUUACUUCUCCCUUUGUUGUGGUCAGUAUUUGUACAUUAACUUGCACUUGUUACAUGUGAUAUGAAUGAAAUAAAAUCUUAAUUGCAGA
Mus pahari (shrew mouse) is the source of this 4575-nucleotide messenger RNA. It is a transcript of the gene L3mbtl3, whose product is annotated as L3MBTL histone methyl-lysine binding protein 3. Gene Ontology annotation, biological process: regulation of DNA-templated transcription. Bases 282 to 2912 code for a protein of 876 amino acids. The record is from RefSeq and is a predicted model, not a curated record. The transcript is spliced from 22 exons. NCBI's taxonomy places the organism in Eukaryota, Metazoa, Chordata, Mammalia, Rodentia, Muridae. Gene Ontology annotation, molecular function: protein binding; zinc ion binding. Gene Ontology annotation, cellular component: nucleus.